Neomonachus schauinslandi (Hawaiian monk seal) is the source of this 2562-nucleotide messenger RNA. RefSeq names its product galactosidase beta 1 like (gene GLB1L). NCBI's taxonomy places the organism in Eukaryota, Metazoa, Chordata, Mammalia, Carnivora, Phocidae. The transcript is spliced from 16 exons. Gene Ontology annotation, cellular component: vacuole. Gene Ontology annotation, biological process: carbohydrate metabolic process. The coding region runs from base 1 to 1953 and encodes 650 amino acids. The record is from RefSeq and is a predicted model, not a curated record. Gene Ontology annotation, molecular function: beta-galactosidase activity.
AUGGCUCCCAAGAAGCUGCUCUGCCUUCCUGUCCUGCUGUUACCACUUCUGACGCUGCUGCCCCAGGCAGACACUCGGUCGUUCGUAGUGGAUCGGGAAAAUGACAGAUUCCUCCUAGAUGGGGCCCCGUUCCGCUACGUGUCUGGCAGCCUGCACUACUUUCGGGUACCACGGGUGCUUUGGGCAGACCGGCUUUUCAAGAUGCGAAUGAGUGGCCUCAACACUGUACAGUUUUAUGUGCCCUGGAACUACCAUGAGCCAGAGCCUGGGGUCUAUAACUUUAAUGGCAGCCGGGACCUCUUUGCAUUUCUGAAUGAGGCAUCUGUAGCGAACCUGUUGGUCAUACUGAGACCAGGACCUUACAUCUGUGCAGAAUGGGACAUGGGGGGUCUCCCAGCCUGGUUGCUUCAAAAACCUGAUAUACAUCUGAGAACCUCAGACCCAGACUUUCUUGCCGCAGUGGACUCCUGGUUCAAGGUCUUGCUGCCCAGGUUAUAUCCAUGGCUCUACCACAAUGGGGGCAACAUCAUUAGCAUUCAGGUGGAGAAUGAAUAUGGUAGCUACAGAGCCUGUGACUUCAGCUACAUGAGGCACCUGGCUGGGCUCUUCCGUGCGCUGCUAGGAGACAGGAUCUUGCUCUUCACCACAGAUGGGCCUGAAGGACUCAAAUGUGGCUCCCUCCAGGGACUCUAUACCACUGUGGAUUUUGGCCCAGCUGACAACAUGACCAAAAUCUUUGCCCUGCUGCGGAAGUAUGAACCCCGUGGGCCACUGGUGAACUCCGAGUACUACACAGGCUGGCUGGAUUACUGGGGUCAGAAUCACUCCACGCGGUCCGUGUUGGCUGUGACCACAGGCCUAGAGAACAUGCUGAAGCUGGGAGCCAGUGUGAACAUGUACAUGUUCCACGGAGGUACCAACUUUGGAUUCUGGAAUGGUGCUGAUGAGAAGGGACGCUUUCUUCCAAUUACUACCAGCUAUGACUACGAUGCACCAAUAUCUGAAGCAGGGGACCCCACACCUAAGCUUUUUGCUCUUCGAAACGUCAUCAGCGAGUUCCAGGAAAUUCCCUUGGGACCUUUACCUCCCCCCAGCCCUAAGAUGAUGUUUGGACCUCUGACCCUGCAUCUGGAUGGGGAUUUGCUGGCUUUCCUAGACUUCCUGUGCCCCCAAGGGCCCAUCCGUUCAAUCUUGCCAAUGUCCUUUGAGGCUGUCAAACAGGACCGUGGCUUUGUGUUGUACCGGACCUAUCUGACCUAUACUGUUUCUGAGCCAACACAGUUCUGGGUUCCUAACAGUGGAGUCCACGACCGUGCCUAUGUGAUGGUAGAUGGGGUGUUUCAGGGUGUUCUGGAACGAAACAUGAAACACCAACUAUUUUUGAUGGGGAAAGUAGGGGCCAAAGUGGACAUCUUACUGGAGAACAUGGGGAGGCUCAGUUUCGGGUCUAACAGCAGUGACUUCAAGGGCCUGUUAGAACCCCCAAUUCUGGGGCAAACAGUCCUCACCCAGUGGCUGAUGUUCCCUCUGAAAGUUGAUAAGCUUGUAAAGUGGUGGUUUCCCCUCCAGUUGAUGAAAAGGUCACGUCCUCAAGUUCCCUCUGGCCCCACCUUCUACUCCACAACGUUUCCAAUUUUAGGAGAAGGCGGGGACACUUUUCUCUUUCUACCUGGAUGGACCAAGGGCCAAGUCUGGAUCAACGGGUUUAACUUGGGCCGGUACUGGACAAAGCGGGGGCCACAAGAGACCCUCUAUGUGCCAAGACCCCUGCUGCUUUCUGGGGGAGCCCUCAACAAAAUCACAGUGCUGGAGCUAGAAAACGUGCCUUCUCAGCCCCAAAUCCAGUUUCUGGAUAGGCCUAUCCUAAACAGCACCUUGCAUAAGACAUACAUCUAUUCCCUCUCAGCUGAUACACAAAGUGCCUUUGAACCAAUGGAGUUAAGUGGGCACUGAAAGAAAGGUAACCCUUGGACCUGGGACAUGGAGUGGGCAGGAUCCCUUGGUGCUGGCCAUGGUGACCACAAGGAACCAAAGGCCACAAGGCCCAAAUGCAAGUCCAAGUGCAAUUUCCUUGCCAAACUUUAUUGUGAUUAAAGUUCCAGAGACAGUCCCAGCUCCGCACCCCUCUGUGGCUCUGUCUUUGCCCUGGUUCCUGAGUGUCCUUCCUAAUCUUCCAAAUAAUCCUGUUUCACGGGAAAGAAGAAACCUAGGGCUAGUGUGAAUGCACCCUCUCCAGGCCGAGUUGGCUCUAGGUGCAGCCGUAAGAGAUCAGGAAGAGGCCUUGGCGGCCUGGCAGCGGUGAUCCCGGAGGCAGCGUGUGGAGCAGAAAGAGAAGUCAAGAUAGUGAAAGGGAGUGAGGCCUUGGAGGGACGUCCCACAGCUCCAGCAGCGUCUGGACAAGAGGAAGACAGAUGGCUGAACAGGUACCCCAGAAACUUUCCAAUCCAAGCUCUCCCCACCCCUCGGGCCAUUUCCGGUUUUGCUCCAGAGGGUUCCCAGAACAUCUCCAGCACCCCCCACCCCCGACAGCCUUUCUGAGGUACUCGGCAGCACUCAUUCUAC